GCGAGCAUUUUGGGGCGUGGCUGGUCCUCUUUCAUCUCCUUCAACGACGCCCCCAAGAGAUUCUUCAAUUCAAUGCUUCCUUUACUCCCAAUCCAUCGUCGUCCAUUCAUUGCGCCAGCAAGGGUUUUUGCGUGCUCUUUGUAAGAUAGAUCUUUGCAUUCUGCCGUGGAUUAAGUUGCCGAGGCUGAUGAAAAGUAAGCUGUGAGUCUCACAAAGUUCGGAAGCUUUUCGUGUCGACGAGGAGCCCAAGUUGGCAUUUUUAAUAGAAGAUAGCAAGAGUUUCUGUGACUGUUGAACAUGCCGGAAGAAGACUUAUUACAUGAUUUCCUGUCAUCAAAAUGGUACCUUGUUGCUGAGUGAAGGAGAGAAGGUGAAGGAAGACGAAGCGAAGGCUUGCGACCAGCUAGUUCGAGCUCAUUCGCAUGGCGGAGCCCACGGAGAGGCAAGAAAUCGAGAAAGGCGAGGACUUGGAAGAGCCCAUGGAAACGGGGGCGCUCGAGUUCAAGAGGGUUCCUCCAUGGUCGAAGCAGAUAACAGUUCGCGGCCUGGUGGCGAGCCUCGCCAUCGGAAUCAUGUACAGUGUGAUCGUGAUGAAGCUGAACCUCACCACCGGCCUCGUCCCCACCCUCAACGUCUCCGCCGCCCUCCUCGCCUUCGUCAUCCUCCGGUCCUGGACCAAGCUACUGCACAAGAUUGGCAUCCUGACCACUCCCUUCACGCGGCAGGAGAACACUGUGGUGCAGACCUGCGCCGUCGCCUGCUACAGCAUCGCCGUCGGAGGUGGAUUUGGAUCCUAUCUAUUGGGUCUCAACAAGAAGACUUAUGAGCAAGCAGGAGUAGAUACAGAGGGCAACGUUCCAGGGAGCUACAAGGAACCUGGGAUUGGCUGGAUGACUGGAUUUCUCUUCACUGUUAGUUUUGUUGGGCUCUUGGCCUUGGUUCCUCUCAGGAAGAUCAUGAUAAUAGAUUACAAGUUAACUUAUCCGAGUGGCACUGCAACUGCUGUCCUCAUCAAUGGCUUCCAUACUCCUCGUGGAGACAAGAUGGCGAAGAAACAGGUCCAUGGGUUCGCAAAAUAUUUCACAGUUAGCUUCCUGUGGAGCUUUUUCCAGUGGUUCUACUCAGGAGGAGAUGGCUGUGGCUUCUCACAGUUCCCCACCUUUGGACUAAAAGCUUGGAAACAAUCGUUUUUCUUCGAUUUUAGCAUGACAUAUGUUGGAGCAGGGAUGAUUUGCUCCCAUAUUGUGAAUCUCUCUCUCCUUCUCGGUGCAGUGCUUUCAUGGGGAAUUAUGUGGCCACUGAUUAGUGAUCUUAAAGAAGAUUGGUUCUCUGGGAGCAUACCAAAGAGUAGCAUGAGAAGCCUGCAAGGGUACAAGGUCUUCAUCUCCAUUGCUCUUAUUCUCGGCGAUGGGCUCUACAAUUUCCUCAAGAUUUUGGCUUGUACUGCAAAAAGUAUGCACACGAGAGCGACCAGCAAAAAUAUCAAAAUAGUGGCGGAUCAGGUUAAUCCUGUCCUCGACGAUCUCCAGCGUAAUGAAAUAUUCAUGAAAGAGAGCAUACCGGUGUGGUUAGCCUACGCAGGAUAUGCACUCUUUGCUGUGGUUUCCAUCAUCGCCAUCCCCAUCAUGUUUCCUGAGGUGAAGUGGUACUACGUGGUCAUAUCUUAUAUGCUUGCCCCUGCCCUUGGCUUCUGCAAUGCUUAUGGAGCUGGUCUAACGGACAUGAAUAUGGCCUACAACUAUGGUAAGGUUUCUCUCUUUAUUCUAGCAGCCUUGGCUGGGAAACACUCUGGUGUUGUCGCUGGCCUUGUCGGUUGUGGGCUGAUCAAAUCGGUCGUCUCCAUUUCUGCUGAUCUAAUGCAUGAUUUCAAGACGGGUCAUCUCACUAUGACAUCCCCGAGAUCGAUGCUUCUCAGCCAAGCCAUCGGAACAGCCAUAGGUUGUGUGGUUGCCCCUCUAACCUUCUUCCUCUUCUACAAGGCCUUCGAUAUUGGGAAUCCAGAUGGAAAUUGGAAGGCUCCUUAUGCUUUGAUAUACAGAAACAUGGCAAUUCUUGGUGUUGAGGGCUUCUCAGCACUUCCUCACCAUUGCUUGCAGCUCUGUUAUGGCUUCUUCGGAUUCGCAGUGGUUAUGAACACGAUGAGAGAUAUUUUGCCAGCUAAGUACAGUCAUUGGGUUCCUCUGCCGAUGGCAAUGGCAGUGCCUUUCCUAGUCGGAGCCAGCUUCGCAAUCGACAUGUGUGUUGGGAGCUUGGUAGUGUUUGCCUGGCACAAGCUCAAUAGGAAGAAGGCGGCCUUGAUGGUGCCGGCUGUCGCCUCUGGUCUGAUCUGUGGAGAUGGACUAUGGAUUCUACCUUCAUCAUUGCUAGCCUUAGCAAAGGUUAAUCCUCCUAUUUGUAUGAAGUUUCUGGCUGCUUAGUUGACAUAACAACACAUCAUCUUUGAAGAGCAGAUUGUAGGGGAACAAAGUAUAAGAGAAACCAGCAUGGUGCUUGGUUACAAAAAUCCAUGUACCAUAAGACUUUUCUAAACGUUUUAUUAAUACGAUAACAAAGCACAUAAUGGCUGAGAUAAAACUUUCUGUUGUUGGUC
This is a messenger RNA of Musa acuminata AAA Group (dessert banana), 2590 nucleotides long. Its product is annotated as probable metal-nicotianamine transporter YSL9. Gene Ontology annotation, cellular component: plasma membrane. The record is from RefSeq and is a predicted model, not a curated record. The coding region runs from base 423 to 2417 and encodes 664 amino acids. Gene Ontology annotation, molecular function: iron-nicotianamine transmembrane transporter activity; oligopeptide transmembrane transporter activity. NCBI's taxonomy places the organism in Eukaryota, Viridiplantae, Streptophyta, Magnoliopsida, Zingiberales, Musaceae. The transcript has 9 exons. Gene Ontology annotation, biological process: seed development; response to iron ion.